Molecule: messenger RNA, 873 nt
Organism: Coccomyxa subellipsoidea C-169
Lineage: Eukaryota; Viridiplantae; Chlorophyta; Trebouxiophyceae; Coccomyxaceae
Product: Mg-dependent DNase
Exons: 5
Coding region: 1-873 (290 amino acids)
Cellular component (GO): cytosol
Molecular function (GO): 3'-5'-DNA exonuclease activity
Source: RefSeq, a predicted model, not a curated record
AUGUACUCCGGCCAGUACAAUGGCAAAGAAUAUCAUGCAUCAGACUUGCAAGCAGUCUUCAGGCGCAGCUACGCUGCUGGGGUUGAGAAAAUCAUUAUUACAGCAGGAAGCCUGUCUGAAGCCAGAGCAGCAUUGGAGUUGGCCAGGACAGACGAGCGGUUGUUCUGCACUGUCGGGGUGCAUCCAACGCGCUGUACAGAAUUUGAAAGCUACAGCCAAGGCCCUGAAGCCUAUCUUGAGGCCCUGCAACAUCUUGCAAUCGAGGGGUCUGCAGAGGGAAAGGUUGUGGCCAUCGGGGAGUGUGGCCUAGACUAUGAUAGGCUGCAGUUCUGCGACAAGGCCACUCAGCUAAAAUAUUUCAGGGCCCAGUUUCAGCUCGCAGGCCUCACAAAGCUCCCAAUGUUCCUGCACCUGCGCGCAGCCGCAGAGGACUUUUUGGAGGUCCUUCAGGAGCAGCACAGCAGCAUGCCUGCUGGGGUCGUCCAUUCCUUUGAUGGCAGCGCUGCUGAGCUGCAAAGCCUCUUGAGUUUCCCCAGCGUCUACAUAGGUGUGAAUGGGUGUUCAUUGAAGACAGAGGAGAACUUGGCAGUGGCGGCAUCAAUACCAGAUGACAGGCUGAUGUUGGAGACUGACUGCCCCUGGUGCGAGAUCCGGCCAUCACACGCCAGCAGGGCGCAUGUCAAGACAGCGCUGCCGGCAAAAGACAAAAAGAAGCACGAUGAUGAAUGCCUUGUCAAGGGCAGGAAUGAGCCGUGCAAUCUGGUCCAAGUGCUGGAAGCUGUCUCAGGAUUAAGAGGGGUGGAUGCGGCUAAGCUUUCUGAGAUUGUUUGGCGCACGACGUGCUCAGUGUUCUUUCCAUCAAAUACUCAUUGA